AUGGCGGAUGGAGAAUUGUUCGCAUUGCAGGAUCCCCAGGCUUUGGAGGCGGGACCGCGGGACCACAGGAGGCUGACCCGACUUUACUGCAUGAACGGCGGCCACCACCUGCAGAUCCUGCCCGAUGGGACGGUGCAGGGCCAGAGGGAGGAUGGAGACGCUCACACUGUUUUAAAGAUCCGGUCCGUGGACAGAGGUGUGGUGGUCAUCCAGGGGACAGAAGCUGGGCGAUAUCUGGCAAUGAACGAUGAGGGACGUCUGUACAGUUCACCCACAGUCUCUGAUGAGUCGUACUUCCUGGAGAAACUGGAGGAGAAUCACUACAACACAUAUCAGCCUCAGAAGCAACAGGAGAGGAACUGGUACGUGGCCCUGAAGAAGAACGGAAAACCUAAACUGGGUCCAAGAACUCACAUCGGGCAGAAGGCCGUCUUCUUUCUGCCCCGCCAGCUGGACGGCUCUGGGGAGUAG
Messenger RNA from Limanda limanda (common dab), 471 nucleotides. It is a transcript of the gene fgf1a, whose product is annotated as fibroblast growth factor 1a. The record is from RefSeq and is a predicted model, not a curated record. Gene Ontology annotation, biological process: cell differentiation; fibroblast growth factor receptor signaling pathway; positive regulation of gene expression. The coding region runs from base 1 to 471 and encodes 156 amino acids. Lineage: Eukaryota; Metazoa; Chordata; Actinopteri; Pleuronectiformes; Pleuronectidae. The transcript is spliced from 3 exons. Gene Ontology annotation, molecular function: growth factor activity; fibroblast growth factor receptor binding. Gene Ontology annotation, cellular component: cytoplasm.